Sinocyclocheilus grahami is the source of this 832-nucleotide messenger RNA. Its product is annotated as high choriolytic enzyme 2-like. Gene Ontology annotation, biological process: proteolysis. Gene Ontology annotation, molecular function: zinc ion binding; metalloendopeptidase activity. The record is from RefSeq and is a predicted model, not a curated record. Bases 83 to 661 code for a protein of 192 amino acids. The transcript is spliced from 8 exons. Lineage: Eukaryota; Metazoa; Chordata; Actinopteri; Cypriniformes; Cyprinidae.
UCUAUAUUAGAAUGUGUCCUACUUAGUUCUCUCACAGAUCCCCUCUCAGGUCGGAGUCUUUUUUGAGACAAACUGGGGGGAAAUGGACUGCAUAUUACUUUUCUCCAUCUCGGCUGUGCUGCUAAAUCUCUCUCGAGCGUUUCCUGCUACGGUUGAUCAAGGUGAGUUUCUAUUCAACCCUCAUGUGUUCUUCAAAUCAGAUAUCCAGUCUGAUGAUGUGGAUAUAUUCUCAAGAAUUCUGCAGGCAAACAAAGCGGCACUCCUCUGCUCGUCUACUGUAGGGAGAUCUGGAGGUAAACAGCAGUUGUCUCUGUCUGUGGGCGGCUGUGUUUUUCACGGGAUCAUUGAACAUGAGCUCCUCCAUUCUCUGGGGUUCCACCACGAACACACCAGGAGCGACAGAGACCAGUACAUCUGGAUCAACUGGCAGAAUAUUCCACAAGCAUCUGCACACAACUUUCAGAUAAAGGACACAAAUAAUCUGAAUACCCGUUAUGACUACAACUCCAUCAUGCAUUAUGGAAGGACAGCCUUCACCAUUCAAUAUGGCAUGGAAACCAUCAUUCCAAUUCCUAACCCUUUAGUACCGAUUGGACAGAGGCAGGAAUUGUCUGACAUUGACAUUCAGAGAAUCAACAAGCUCUAUGAAUGUGGUCUUUAAAGUGAACACAGAAGAUCAAACCCCAGUGAAAUACAGACUGUGACAAAAUAAAAGGAUUACGGUACUGUGUAACCAAAGUUAAUCUUUUCCUUCCUCCUUUGUCUGUAACUUGACCACAAAUGUAAUGAACUAACCGCAGUGCUGAAUUGCAAUAAACCUUGUUACGGGUCA